Molecule: messenger RNA, 213 nt
Organism: Necator americanus (New World hookworm)
Lineage: Eukaryota; Metazoa; Nematoda; Chromadorea; Rhabditida; Ancylostomatidae
Exons: 2
Coding region: 1-213 (70 amino acids)
Source: RefSeq, a predicted model, not a curated record
AUGCGAUAUUCGGUUUGUUGGGUUCUCUUAGCAGCUUUCACGAUCAUGUCAAUGACAUCCGCACGAAUACAUGAAAGGUAUGCGGAUUAUGCGAUAACACUGCGAUCAAGUCGAAACUGCUUUUUCUCACCGAUUGGAUGUGUUUUCUUCUCCAGUGGUGUAGAAUUUCCACGAGCACGGCACAAAAAACGACAUGUAAACAGACGACAUUAG